This is a messenger RNA of Oppia nitens, 3093 nucleotides long. RefSeq lists its product as uncharacterized. The coding region runs from base 133 to 3093 and encodes 986 amino acids. Gene Ontology annotation, molecular function: heme binding; iron ion binding; monooxygenase activity. The transcript is spliced from 12 exons. The record is from RefSeq and is a predicted model, not a curated record. NCBI's taxonomy places the organism in Eukaryota, Metazoa, Arthropoda, Arachnida, Sarcoptiformes, Oppiidae.
AAAAAAUAUGGCAAAGCAUUUGGUGUAUAUAAAUAUAACGCACCAGUGGUGACAAUCACCGACCCGGAGCUCAUCAAACGUGUUUGUGUUACCGAUUUUCGUUACUUCUAUAACCGCGGACGGGAUCCGGUUAUGUCAUAUUCAGAGCAUCCGGUUUUGUGUCAAAAUGUUGCCGUCAGUAGUGAUAAUACUUGGAAACAAACGAGAAAAAUAUAUAAAACGCUUAUGUCUUCAUCGCGAAUGAAACGGAUGUCUACGAAAGUAAUGGAUGACAUACAGGCGCUGAUGAAUGUAUUGGACAAACACGUAUCAAACGGUGGAACCGGUGGUCUCAGAAAACCAAUGAAAUCAUUUAUCAUGUAUUUGAUGAUCGAUUGUUUUCAAUCACAAGAUACCGGGUUUCCCAGCGAUAAACCACUAAACAAAUCGGUCGGUUAUGUUAUGGAAGCUAUCGAUGCGUCGCCAUUGUUGGCCAGAUUGAGAAUAUUGUUACCGAAAUUUUUGUUAAGAUUGUUUGGCAUAUCGUUUAUCACACCAAACGGUUUGGCCAAACGUUACAUCAAUGUUAUCGACGACCUCAUUGAGAGACGACUGGCCACCGACGCCGCCGCAGGUGUUGAACAACAAAACGACUUUUUACAAGACUUACUAUCAUUUAUGUCUGAAUCCAAAAAGACAGAGGAUAGACAACAAACAGUUCUAACACACGAUGAAGUGGUCGGCAAUCUAUACGGAGGACUAUUAGACGGCUUCAAUAUUAUGGUCGAAAUCAUUGAUCAGGCCAUCUAUGAACUGGCCCGCGACCAACAAUCACAGCGGCGACUGUACGACGAGUUGGCCAAACAAUACGCGCUGUCGAGUAGUAGCAGUAAUGUCGCGGCGACGGCAGCGGACAGUGACCAACAUAUCAUUACGUACGACAUGUCCGUCAAAGUCAAGUACUUGGAAGCGGUUAUCAAUGAAUCGUUGCGUUUGACGCCAAAUGACUUACGCGAAAGUCGUAUAGCGGCCGAAGAUUAUCGGUUGGCCGACACCGGUAUUACUGUUAGACGCGGCCAACAAAUUGAGUUUCCAAUGUAUCCGAUUCAUUUGAAUCCCGAUUAUUUCCCCGAACCCGACCGUUUCGAUCCCGAUAGAUUUAUGGGACAAAAUAGGGACAAAAUUAAACCAUACACAUUUUUACCGUUCGGUACCGGUCCGCGUGCCUGCGCUGGCCAACCGUUUGUCUGGCUUAUUGUCAAAUUGAUACUGGCCAAUUUGUUUUAUCGCUAUCAUAUUUACCUUAUAUAUAAUACAUCUCUGUUCCCGAAUCCGGGAGCUGUAGCAAAAAAAAUAUAUUAUUUAACUCGUAAUUUUGAUUACUGGUCUAAACUGGGUGUAAACGGUCCCAAACCGGUCAUCGGUUACGGAAACAUAUUGUUUCGGUUAUCCAAAAAUGUCAAUAAAAUUGAUUUUCAAUGGUCUAAAAAAUAUGGCAAAGCAUUUGGUGUAUAUAAAUAUAACGCACCAGUGGUGACAAUCACUGACCCGGAGCUCAUCAAACGUGUUUGUGUUACCGAUUUCCGUUACUUCAAUAACCGCGGACGGGAUCCGGUUAUGUCAUAUUCAGAGCACCCGGUUUUGUGUCAAAAUGUUGCCGUCAGUGACGAUAAUACUUGGAAACAAACGAGAAAAAUAUAUAAAACGCUUAUGUCUUCAUCGCGAAUGAAACGGAUGUCUACGAAAGUAACGGAUGACAUACAGGUGCUGAUGAAUGUAUUAGACAAACAGGUGUCAGACAGCGGUGGAACCAUAACUGAAACGUUUGGUGGUCUCAGAAAAACAAUGAAAUCAUUUAUCAUGUAUUUGAUGAUCGAUUGUUUUCAAUCACAAGAUACCGGGUUUCCCAGCGAUAAACCACUAAACAAAUCGGUCGGUUAUGUUAUGGAAGCUAUCGAUGCGUCGACAUUGUUGGCCAGAUUGAGAGUAUUGUUACCGAAAUUUUUGUUAAGAUUGUUUGGCAUAUCGUUUAUGAUACCAAACGGUUUGGCCAAUAGUUACGUCAAUAUUAUCGAUGAACUGAUUGGCAGACGACUGGCCGCCGAUGAGGCCGCAGGUGUUGAACAACAAAACGACUUUUUAGAAGACUUACUAUCAUUUAUGUCUGAAUUCAAAAAGACAGAGGAUAGACAACAAACAGUUCUAACACACGAUGAAGUGGUCGGCAAUCUAUACGGAGGACUACUAGACGGCUACAAUAUUAUGGUCGAAGUCAUUGGUCAGGCCAUCUAUGAACUGGCCCGCGACCAACAAUCACAGCGGCGACUGUACGACGAGUUGGCCAAACAAUACGCGCUGUCGAGUAGUAGCAGUAAUGUCGCGGCGGACAGUGACCAACAUAUCAUUACGUACGACAUGUCCGUCAAAGUCAAGUAUUUGGAGGCCGUUAUCAAUGAAUCGCUGCGUUUGACGCCAAAUGACUUACGCGAUAGUCGUAUUGCUGCCGAAGAUUAUCGGUUGGCCGACACCGGUAUUACUGUUAGACGCGGACAACUCAUUGAGUUUCCGAUGUCUCCGAUUCAUAUGAAUCCCGAUUAUUUCCCCGAACCCGACCGUUUCGAUCCCGAUAGAUUUAUGGGACAAAAUAGGGACAAAAUUAAACCGUACACAUUUUUACCGUUCGGAAAUUACAACAAAUUUGAGAAUUUUGCUAUAACACCGAUGAUUGACAUUAACGGCACGUUUUUGAAUCUGUUUGAAUGUGUCAGUCAUGAGGACAGUAGUCUAGACAUACAGGAGAUAAUGUUUACGGAAUCGUUGAACGUUGAGAUGACCUGUAAUGGUAUGAUUGUUGAACAAUACGAUGAUCUAGUGUUUGAUGCCCUACUGGGUGAAAUCUAUUAUCAUGAGGUGGGUGUCAUAACAUCGGGUCCCUGUGCCGGUACUCAACUCAAGGGUUGGGCUAUAUUUUUGCCCCAAACGCCGGGUCAGUGUGUGGACAAACCGAUGACCAGUUCGCGGCCAUUGUUCGAACGUUGGCAGCUUUCGGGCAAUUGUCAGACCAAAUGCAAUGGACAGUCGGCACUGGCCUAUCAACCGGGAAUCAAACCAUAA